Messenger RNA from Priapulus caudatus, 2141 nucleotides. RefSeq names its product 45 kDa calcium-binding protein-like. The record is from RefSeq and is a predicted model, not a curated record. Gene Ontology annotation, cellular component: endoplasmic reticulum. The coding region runs from base 66 to 1175 and encodes 369 amino acids. The transcript is spliced from 6 exons. Gene Ontology annotation, molecular function: calcium ion binding. Lineage: Eukaryota; Metazoa; Priapulida; Priapulimorpha; Priapulimorphida; Priapulidae. Gene Ontology annotation, biological process: calcium-ion regulated exocytosis.
GGCACCACGCUAGCAUUGUUUACACGUUGGCAGAAAAGUUUACAAAUAAGUCCUGUUCAAUCAUUAUGAAGUUGAAAAGUGUUACGGCAAGAGGAACCUUUAAUUUGGUUGUAAUUAGUGCAGUUAUAUAUUUACAAUGUCAGUGUUGUAAUGCUAAACCUUUGCUAAAAGGCAAGAAGCCCCAUAGCAAGGAAGUCAAUUCACUUCCUGGUGAACAUUUAGAACUCGGCCCUGAGGCUGAAGAUUUGCACCCACCUGAUCAUAUAGCCGGACUAAAAAUAGAAAGAGAUGGACAUGUAAACAAGGACUUUCAUCAGGAAGUGGUAAUGGGUAAUGUAAAGAUGCAUCCAGACGACCCAGAAGUGGAGCAGACGCAGAAGUUGACAGAUAUUUUUCAUCGAAUGGAUACAGAUGAUGACAAUUUCAUUACACUGGAAGAGCUGGAGACCUGGAUAAAGGACAAAGUAGAGGAGCAUAUGGAUGAAGCAGUCGAACAAAACAAUGAAAUAUUCCUGGCUAUUGAUUCUGAUAAGGAUGGUGCGUUGACAUGGUCAGAAUAUCACCAGCACUUCCUCGUUCAUAAAGGAGGUGUGAAUGAGAAAUAUGCCAAGCUUCACCAACAGAUUCAUAAUGGCAAGCAAGAGCACAAUGAUGACCUUGACUACAAAUAUCGGGACGAGAUCUCACAGGACAAUUUCCGCUGGACGGAGGCAGAUGAGGAUCAUGACAAAAAGCUCAGCAGCCAUGAAUUUCUCGGAUUUCGACAUCCAGAGCAUAGCAAGGUGAUGCUGGAGAGUAUGGUGAGGGACAUCCUCGCUUCGCUAGACUCGAAUAAAGAUGGUCAACUGACGGCAGAGGAGUUUGCGAUGCUGCCACCUGGCGAGGUGGAUGAGAAAUGGCAGGAGCAGGAUCGGGCUUUCCAGCAAGAGAGGGAGAAGGAGUUUCAUGAACACAUUGACAUAGACCACAACGGUGUGGCAUCAUUCGAUGAGUUGAUGGCAUACACGGACCCGCGCAACUCACUGCACGCGAAGAACGAGGCAUUCAACCUACUACAGUUUGCCGACCGCGACCACGACGGCCGACUCUCACUCGCCGAGAUGCUAGACAUGCGAGACCUGUUCCUUGGAUCCAACGUGGCCAACCCCGCCCAGUCGUUCCAUGACGAAUUCUAAAUCGGGGGCGUUUGUCCAGCCGGCUCCCUCCGACUGUCGUGAUCAUUUCAUACCGAUCUUCCCAAACAAAUGCAAACCUUCCUCGUACGGGUCACCUAUCAAUCGUGACCUAUCAACACGCAUAGUCACUAGCAGUGAGUGCUGAUUGGCCGAUUUCACGUGCCGCCAUAUUGGAUCUGCUUGGUUCCACCUAAUAAGCAGGAUCAGUUUGAUUGAUGGAUUCACUGUCAUAGGGCAGUGACCCAAACAAAUAAGCAGUCAGAUAACGAAGAUAGCAGCCAGUUUAUUAGUUGCAAUUAGGGUUGCACAGCAACAUAAUCCAGAAAGUAGAGCUCUGUAAUGAUUAACAGAUUAGUGUAUAGGGUUAUCAGCCAGGCAGCUAUGCAGCACAAAACCUACUUACACGUUAGAAGCAGAAGAAAUCGUCAGUUUGUUGAUGCUAAAAAUUACAACAUUUGUAUCGCAAAAUUUUGGGCAGAAAUUAUAUUUUGGAGUGAUUUGGUGCUGGAUAUUCAAAUAUUUAUUAGUAAACUAAUCUGUGAAUAAGGAUUAUUUUGGUGUAAUUUAUGGGUUAGUGGACUCGCAUGCGAAAACCGUUAUAGUAACGAUACUAUGACGUGAUGCUAGCUUACAGUGCUAUCUACUGGCUGCUCCCUCAUGGCAAAUAUGCUAGGUACAUUUGUAGCUCUGUUUGAGCCUGUAGGUGUUGCAGUGUUACUUAUGUAGGUUUCAUAGUCUUUAAUUAUCAUGCAAUGAUAUUCAUUGUAUUCUGUGAUUCAUGUCUUUUCACUCCGAUUGGUUCUAUCGUUGUACGUGUUAAGAUGUAUAGUACACGUGCGCUGAAGAACGGGAAAUGGCAACUUCAGUUACUGUUGCAAAUGCUGGUAUAUGUAUGGCUUGCAUAAUUUUCUAACUUUGUACAUCACCACGAAGCUGUUUAUUGAACAGACUUUUUAUGAUUGUGUG